Molecule: messenger RNA, 1154 nt
Organism: Lolium rigidum
Lineage: Eukaryota; Viridiplantae; Streptophyta; Magnoliopsida; Poales; Poaceae
Product: DNA-dependent metalloprotease WSS1-like
Exons: 5
Coding region: 7-1080 (357 amino acids)
Source: RefSeq, a predicted model, not a curated record
GCGGCGAUGGAGGCAGGCGACGUGCACAAGGUCUGGGAGAUCCGCGCCCUCAAGCGAAAGCCCGACGAGCCCUCCGCCCGCGCGCUGCUCGACCGCAUCGCCAAGCAGGUCCAGCCCAUCAUGCGCCGCCGCAAGUGGCGCGUCAAGGUCCUCUCCGAGUUCUCGCCGAAGAACCCUAGCUUGCUGGGGCUCAACGUCAACAGGGGCGCCGAGGUGAAGCUGCGGCUGCGGCCGGACGGUCGGGACAACGACUUCAUACCCUACGAGGAGGUGCUCGACACCAUGCUCCACGAGCUCGCCCACAACGCGCGCGGUCCCCACGACGCCCAGUUUUACAAGCUCUGGGACGAACUCCGCAAGGAGUGUGAAGAACUUAUUUCAAAGGGUAUCACUGGACCAGGACAAGGGUUUGAUGGUACAGGCAGGAGAUUAGGUGGAUUUUCAGUACAUCCACCACCACCAUCUCUCCGGCAAGCUGCAUUAAGUGCUGCACAGAAACGGGCAAGGAAUGGAGCUUUAUUGCCAUCUGGCCCAAGAAAGCUGGGUGGAAAUAGUGAUAUUAUGAGCGCGCUGAGUCCAGUACAAGCUGCUGCAAUGGCUGCUGAAAGGAGAAUGCAAGAUGACCUGUGGUGUGGAUCACAUAACCAAUCUGGUAUUGAUGAUUCAGAAGAUGUUAUUAUUCUUGAGAAACCACCUAACUUCACAGCAAGGGAUAGAAAACGCACAAAAGCUGGAAAAAACACAAAGGCUGUGUUUUCGAGCGGUUCUGCAGAGUCCAGCACUUCAUCUCGAUCUCAAGUUACAGCACCAGAGGAUUCCUCUUCUUGUAGGACAACUGACGCGGGCAUCAGUUCUUUGUGGGGGUGUAGUGCUUGCACUCUUCUAAAUCAGCCUCUGGCACCAAUAUGUGAAGUUUGUGGAACAGCGAAACCUAAAAUUGCAAAAGCCAAGUACGCAACUUGGUCCUGUAAAUUCUGUACUCUAGAGAACAGCGUUCAGCUUGAGAAAUGUUCGGCAUGCACUCAAUGGAGAUACUCAUAUGGACCACCUGGGGUCACAUAUGGUUCAAGCUAUGAUUGACAUUCAUUGAAAGCUACAAUAAUACGGAUCACACUUUUGGUCAGGCAGCUGCUGCAUUGUCUAUAAACUGUCUU